CCAGAGGCCGGUGGCCGAGCACAGCCUGAGCCACGUGGAGGUGGAGAUAGAGAUGUCUCCUCCGGGCUGCAAGAAGCCUGGUUUUUGUGAGACCGGCAUUAUAAGGAGGACGGUGAAGUACUCUGAGACAGACCUGGACACCGUGCCGCUGAGGUGCUACCGCGAAACCAACAUCGAUGACAUCCUGGCUGAGAAGGACGAGGUAGACUCGGCUAUUGAGAGCCAGAAGGACAGCGAGAGCAACCCAAGUUUUGCGGGCACACCGGGGAGGAGGGACAGCACGCCGGAGGAGCCCCCUGCCCAGGCCACCACCGAGCAACAGGGCGAGGGUGUGACUGUGCGGGACGGCGAGGUGGAUGAGGAUGACGAGGUGUUUGAAGCGACGAGGCAGAGCGGGCAAAGCUCAAGGCUUCCCUGCCAGUCUCCAGUGCCCUUUCUGCUAGGGCACAGCCUCUCCAAGGAUGGCAUGGACUCUUUCAGCAAGCAUUUUGAGAGCAUCAUGGAGUCCCAUCGAGCCAAAGGCACAUCUUACACCAGCCUGGACUCCAUCGACAUCCUUUCCUCCCCAGCCCGCACUCAUGGGACCGUUUUUACCUUCGACCUCCCAACCCUCACUCCAGAAGUACAGGGACAGAUCCGAGACAGCGCCAAGCUGAUCAAAGAGAACUUUGCUCCUCUGGCUCACUUGGAGCCAGACUCUGGGACCAGUUCAGCCACAGAUGCUCCAUGGACUGCGAGGGAGGAGCGAGGGAGGCGAGGGAAGGGUGUUCAGCACAGCCCUUGCCGCUCGGGGGACAGCACUCCCUUGGCCUCCAACAUGAGCAACCACCCCCUGAGCCAGCUGGUUUCUGACUCAGACUCGGAGAUGGACAGCAUGGAGCAGCUUGCCCUGGGCAGCACGGACACCCUUUCCAAUGGGCACAAGGCUGACCUGGAGGCUGCCAAACGCCUUGCCAAGAGGCUCUACAAUCUGGAUGGAUUUAAAAAAGCAGAUGUGGCCCGCCACUUGGGGAAGAACAAUGAGUUCAGCAAAAUGGUGGCAGGGGAAUAUCUGAAGUUCUUCGUAUUCACAGGGAUGAGUCUGGACCAGGCUCUCAGGUCCUUUCUAAAGGAACUGGCCUUGAUGGGAGAGACACAAGAGCGAGAGCGAGUGCUGGCUCAUUUUUCCCAACGUUAUUAUGAGUGUAAUCCCAAUGCCAUCUCUUCUGAGGACGGAGCUCACACACUGACCUGUGCCCUGAUGCUGCUCAACACAGAUCUUCACGGACACAAUAUCGGGAAGAGAAUGUCCUGCUCCGACUUCAUUGGCAACUUGGAGGGGCUCAACGGAGGCAGUGACUUCCCCAAGGAGCUGCUCAAGACGCUGUACGGCUCUAUCAAGAACGAGAAGCUGCAAUGGGCCAUAGACGAAGAGGAGCUGAGAAAGUCCCUCUCAGAGCUGGCUGACCCCAAUCCCAAGUCCAUCAAACGCAUCAGCAGCUGCAGUAACCCCUUCCUUGACUUCUCGCAAGACCCUAACAUUGCUACCUACAAGCACGGGCUGCUAGUGCGCAAGAUCCACGCAGAUCCCGACUGCAAGAAGACGCCCCGUGGCAAGCGUGGCUGGAAGCCGUUCCACGCCAUCCUGAAGGGGAUGAUUCUCUACCUGCAGAAGGAGGAGUAUAAACCAGGAAAAGCGCUGGCAGAAGAGGAGCUGAAGAAUGCUAUUAGCAUCCACCACUCGCUUGCCACGCGGGCAUCCGACUACAACAAGAGACCCAAUGUCUUCUACCUCAGGACAGCUGACUGGAGAGUCUUCCUCUUCCAAGCACAGAACCCUGAACAGAUGCACUCCUGGAUCACCCGCAUCAAUGUGGUGGCAGCGAUGUUCUCCGCACCCCCGUUCCCCGCAGCCAUCGGCUCCCAGAAGAAGUUCAGCCGCCCACUGCUGCCCAGCUCCUGCACCAGGCUGUCCCAGGAUGAGCAGGUGAAGAGCCAUGAGACCAAGUUCAAGACGAUGUCAGCAGAGCUGGUGGAGCACCGCUCCUCCCUGCCAGAGAAGAAGGUGAAGGGCAAGGAGUACGAGGAGCUGAAGCAGAAAGAGGAGUACCUGGAGUUUGAGAAAUCCCGCUACGGCACCUACGCCAUGCUGCUGCGGGCCAAGCUGAAGGCCGGCUCGGAGGACCUGGCAGCGUUUGAGUCCACGCUCUUCGAUGCAGCGGGCAGUGAGGACGAUGGCCUGAAAAAGUCCCGCUCCAGUCCCUCUCUCAACGUGGAGGCCCCCAGCGCAGGCACCAAGGUCAAGCGCAACAUCUCGGAGCGCGCCAGCCGCCAGCCCCCCGGCCACCCCCACAAAUCGUAAGCGAGGGGCAUCGGCCGCCCGCGCUGCAGCUCCGUUCCUGCCACCAGGUGCUGGGGUGGACACCGAGUGCCCGCUGAGAGCCUGCAUGAGUCCAUCCUCUUGAGGCACACAACACGGGGCAUGAGCGCCC
Messenger RNA from Tinamus guttatus (white-throated tinamou), 2471 nucleotides. The record is from RefSeq and is a predicted model, not a curated record. NCBI's taxonomy places the organism in Eukaryota, Metazoa, Chordata, Aves, Tinamiformes, Tinamidae.